GGGGUCGCCAAGUAUUUGCUGUAUAAAGAGGUGUAAAGUGGCCAUCGCUCCUUAAAUUAUAUCCUCAAAGUUGCUCACUCCUUCCCACACACACACACACUGCUCCAAGUCCCCACUUCUUCUUCUUCAUCAUCAUCAUCUUCUUAAAUCUCUCACACAGUUGCUUAACGGUUUUCAAUUUUUUUUCUCUCUUGUUUCUAAUUUUGCUCAUUUAUAUAUUCCACCGGAGAGAAUAUGAUCUCAUGGCACGACCUCUACACGGUCCUCACGGCCGUGAUUCCUCUCUACGUAGCUAUGAUCCUCGCCUACGGCUCCGUCCGAUGGUGGAAGAUCUUCUCUCCCGACCAAUGCUCCGGAAUCAACCGUUUCGUCGCCAUCUUCGCCGUCCCUCUCCUCUCUUUCCACUUCAUCUCCACCAACAACCCUUACGCCAUGAACCUCCGUUUCAUCGCCGCCGACACUCUCCAGAAAGUCCUCAUGCUCGCGCUCUUGGUCCUCUGGGCUAAUUUCACCCGCUCCGGUAGCCUCGAGUGGAGCAUCACCAUCUUCUCCCUCUCCACACUUCCCAACACGCUCGUCAUGGGAAUCCCUCUCUUGAUCGCCAUGUACGGCGAAUACGCCGGCUCGCUCAUGGUCCAAGUCGUCGUCCUCCAGUGUAUCAUCUGGUACACGCUCCUCCUUUUCCUCUUCGAGUUUCGCGGCGCCAAGAUGCUCAUCAUGGAGCAGUUCCCGGAAACUGCCGCUUCCAUCGUUUCGUUCAAAGUCGAGUCCGACGUCGUUUCCCUCGACGGCCACGAUUUUCUCGAGACCGACGCGGAGAUCGGCGACGACGGGAAGCUUCACGUCACCGUGAGGAAAUCAAACGCUUCACGCCGGUCGUUCUGUGGGCCUAACAUGACUCCACGGCCGUCGAAUCUCACCGGAGCUGAGAUUUACAGCCUCAGCACAACUCCUAGAGGCUCUAAUUUCAACCACUCCGACUUCUACUCGAUGAUGGGUUUCCCCGGCGGCCGGCUCUCCAAUUUCGGUCCGGCCGAUAUGUACUCCGUUCAGUCUUCGAGGGGUCCCACUCCUCGACCUUCCAACUUCGAGGAGAAUUGUGCGAUGGCUUCCUCCCCAAGAUUCGGAUAUUAUCCAGGAGGAGGUGGAGCCGGGUCUUACCCGGCUCCGAAUCCGGAGUUCUCAUCAACCACUGCCACGUCUACAGCCAACAAAGCGGUCAAUAAAAAUCCGAAAGACAUCUCCACGACGAAUCCUCCAACCGGCGGUAAACCUAACAAUAAUGACGCGAGCGCCAAGGAACUACAUAUGUUCGUGUGGAGCUCCAACGGGUCACCCGUUUCGGAUCGGGCGGGUCUUAACGUUUUCGGUGGAGCACCCGAUUCGGGAUCAAACAACGAACAAGGUGGAAGAUCUGAUCAAGGUGCCAAAGAGAUUCGAAUGUUAGUCCCUGACCAAUCUCAGAACGGCGAGAACAAAGCUAUUGCUCGUCCGGGAAGUGGAGAUUUCGGAGGUGAACAGUUUAGUUUCGCCGGAAGAGAAGAAGAAGGAGAGAGAGCGAAAGACGCCGAGAACGGGUUGAACAAACUUGCUCCUAGUUCCACGGCGGAGCUGCAAUCGAAGACAGGACUCGGAGGCGAAGCAAGUCACGGGAAACAAAUGCCUCCGGCGAGCGUGAUGACGAGGCUGAUUCUGAUCAUGGUGUGGAGGAAGCUAAUCAGAAACCCAAACACAUACUCUAGUCUCAUUGGUCUCAUCUGGGCUCUUGUCGCUUUCCGGUGGCACGUGGCAAUGCCGAAAAUCAUUCAGCAAUCUAUCUCCAUUCUAUCUGAUGCUGGUCUUGGAAUGGCAAUGUUCAGUUUGGGGUUGUUCAUGGCGUUGCAACCAAAACUAAUCGCUUGUGGGAACUCCGUGGCAACGUUUGCUAUGGCCGUUAGGUUCCUCACGGGUCCGGCUGUGAUGGCCGUUGCCUCCAUAGCCAUUGGCUUGCGUGGUGAUUUACUACGUGUAGCCAUUGUUCAGGCUGCAUUGCCUCAAGGGAUUGUGCCGUUUGUGUUUGCAAAGGAGUACAAUGUUCAUCCUGCUAUUUUGAGUACAGGGGUGAUAUUCGGAAUGCUUAUAGCACUUCCAAUCACGCUGGUUUACUACAUUCUACUCGGAUUAUAAGCUUUUGAUUAUGGAAACUUCCAAAAUGGAUCAAUUGUAGAGGGAGAAGGAAGAAGAGAAACAAGAGAGUGUUUCAAACUUGUGGGUGGAGCAAAUUAAAAAGAAGCUUAGAGUAUAUAAGUAAAAAAAAAAAUAGGGAGUAGCAUGAUUUAAGGAUGAUGAUGCCUACAUUACAAGCCAAGAAACCCUUUCUUCUCCAUAUUUUUUUACAUAUAGAAAAUUGGGAGAUAAUAUGAGUGAGACAAUGGGACGCAGAUAAGGAGGAGCAAAACAUGGGGCAACGAGACAAAAUAAAGAUAAAUAAAAAAGAUUGGAGGAAGAAGACAACUUAUUAUUUUUGUAACUUUUAUUUGGUUUACACAAGUCCCUUUUUCACUUUUUUUUUAAUGUGUUCUUUGAUUAGAUUUCGGGUAACUAUUGAUUAAAUUACUGUGUAGAUUUUUUUUUUUUUAGCAAAGAAAAGUGUGGUUUUGAAUCUUCCCUGGUUCCAGUUUCAGAUAAGCAAAUAGUAACUCUUUUAGAAUGAAAGAGUUUCUGGUAAAAUCUUAGAUUAAUAUUUUCUUAUUAAAUUGUUGAUAUUUUAAAUGGGUGGAUUUACUGCUCC
Molecule: messenger RNA, 2770 nt
Organism: Thlaspi arvense
Lineage: Eukaryota; Viridiplantae; Streptophyta; Magnoliopsida; Brassicales; Brassicaceae
Source: the annotation of a GenBank genome assembly